GUUGCGUCUCUGGGUUUAGAAACUGUAGUUAUACAGUAACUUAUAACUCCUCCUGUUUUCUAACAGGAACAUACUGAAGCAGGAACAAGAAAAGUGAAACCUUUUUUACUGAACCAGCAAGCAAGAAGGCAGCUCUAAACAGACUAAAAUGUAUCUAUUCAGCCUGUUGUUUGGCUUUUUGGUGCUCCCGUAUCAAGCUUGCUUAGCAUGCUCUCCCAUCAAGAAAAUGUACAGGUUCUGUGAAGAUUUGAAGACGGGAGAUGAAUAUGUGUACCAAUAUGAAACUCCGGCUGGAUCUGAAAUUGAGGUGUACUCCAACAAUGGUGCUUUCCCACAGACUUCAAUAGCCUACCGUGGAUUGAACAAGCCUUUUGAGGCUAAUGUUUCUGAUAAAGUGAUAGGAGUGAACAACAGUGCUAUCAUCCUCUCUGAAUGCCUGAAUCUGACAUUCAAAUUCUUUCAUGUUCCCCAGGGCAUGUUUGAGGAGUGCCAUUUGCAUUACAUUGUUGCAGAGAGGGGGCAUGAGGCUGUGACAACUCCACCUAUCAAUCCGACUGACAAUCCGACUGACACCUCCGCUGACACAUCAGGAAAUGGAGACAAAGCCAAAGCCACUAGCAACACAAAGGAAAUCACUACUGGUGUUAGCUUGGCUCUGCUGCUGGGCAUUGCUGGUUUCUUAGUGUACAGAUGUGGCUACAUUCCUUGGAGAGACAAACAGCCGGUCCAAGGACUGAACUUUGUUUUUCAUUUGUUCAUCACACAUCACACCAGGCUUGCUCUUGCACAGCUAGUUCGGCUGGAUCGGGACUACCUUAACACCAACAGGGAAAACCAGAGGGACAACGGAGAUCCUGAUGAUCCAGCUGCUGAGGAUGCUGAGUCUCUCCGAUCUGUGCUUGUCGUUGGCAGGGACCAUGGGGAUGGGGUGGAAGAGGAGAGGGACCCAACACACGGUCAGGAGACACAUGUUGAGUCCUCUCUGCUGAAUGGGCAUCUUGUGAACAGUCAAGGCGAGGGGAUCGUGCAGCCAAUGGGCAGUGAGGGAACAGACACUGCAUUCUCUCAGAAGAGACUUGCUGGAUUUCCUCUGGUGAAUGGAAACCAUAAGGCCAGUGUUAACCCUGAUGAUCACCCUGGUAUUGGCCAGACUGAUGACGCACAACCUCUGGGUCAACCUCAGAGCAAUGGACACGUGCCAUAUAGAAGGGUUAACGACGAGACUAAGGAACUGACUCCUAAUGGACUGAGUCCAGGACCUCCUCAGAUGAAUGGAGGAGGACCUCUGCUGUCUGACAGGGUUGGAGAACAGCCCUGUGGGUCAGCAGAUGAAGAAAACUGCUCUGGUGAACAAGCAGGACCAGGUCUGGUCAACAAUGGCGUGAAGCCAGUUGAAAAUGUAUAAUAUAUAUAUAUAUAUAUUAGAACAUAUAACAUGAAACUGUCUAAAUAUAAUAAAAUAUAACAUAAUAUACAUAGUAAUAUAAAACAGUAUAAGAUAAUAUGACAUUAUAUAAUAUCGUAACACUUACUUGAAGCUGCUUCUUGUAUAGUGUUGUAUAUUCUUAUGAAUGCAUUCUUAACAACAUGAAUGAUGCAUUAAUGCAUUCACAGGACAUAACUGUAUACUAAAAUGUAAGUAUAAUACUGCACUGGUAAGCUGCUAGCUGUGGGGUUGCCCCCAGCUGUACUAUUAUUCAGAGUGCCCAUGCUAAACUGUGGUUCAAAUCCAUUGCUUUUAGUUAGUUUAGUUGUUUCAGUAAACUAGCACUUCUUAGAGACAAAGUUAUUCUGAAGUGUAAGUCAGGUUUUUAUGUAACAAUUGUUAAUCCCUUUUUUUUGUGUGAUAUAUUUGUUUGCUUUUAUUUUAUUUUAUUGCUUUUUGAUUGAAUUAGUAUUACUAAUGCUUCAAUGACCAUUCAUUAUUUUACCCUCCCGUAUAGAGGGAUAUUCUGUUAGUGACUAAAACAUUUUCCAUUAUUUGUAUCCAAAAUAUAUGCAAUUAUAAAAUAUAUAUUCCUUCUCAUACCGCAUGCUGUAUUUUCUUCAAAUAUAAAUGGAGCAGAGAGACACCCUUUAGGAGCGGAAGACAAUCU
Coregonus clupeaformis (lake whitefish) is the source of this 2096-nucleotide messenger RNA. RefSeq lists its product as uncharacterized. NCBI's taxonomy places the organism in Eukaryota, Metazoa, Chordata, Actinopteri, Salmoniformes, Salmonidae. The transcript has 14 exons. Bases 149 to 1405 code for a protein of 418 amino acids. The record is from RefSeq and is a predicted model, not a curated record.